This is a messenger RNA of Mastomys coucha (southern multimammate mouse), 1883 nucleotides long. RefSeq names its product mitochondrial translational initiation factor 3 (gene Mtif3). The record is from RefSeq and is a predicted model, not a curated record. Gene Ontology annotation, biological process: ribosome disassembly; mitochondrial translational initiation. The transcript is spliced from 4 exons. NCBI's taxonomy places the organism in Eukaryota, Metazoa, Chordata, Mammalia, Rodentia, Muridae. Gene Ontology annotation, cellular component: mitochondrion. Gene Ontology annotation, molecular function: ribosome binding; translation initiation factor activity. The coding region runs from base 446 to 1273 and encodes 275 amino acids.
GACAAGUCUUGAGAGUUUGUGCCGAGAGCACUCCGUGGACGUGGGGUGGCGGCAGCGCCAGGCUUCGGGUCGAGCCCAGUCGCCGAGUUCCCGAGAGCCACUGCCUCUCAAUCCCAGCCAGUUUCGUUGUUUACGUACGUACGCGCCCCGUUUCCACGGAUUUGGGGUCAGGUUAGGGGCUUAGGACAACUGGCAUCCUGGUGGGCGUGGCCUCCGGAUGGGCGUGCCUGCUGCGAACCCCUUGUGAGGGUUUUUGUUUUCCUUUAAUUUUUGAUGUUUUUGAAACAGGGUCUCACUAUGCAGCUCUGGCUGUCCUGAAACGCACUGUGUAGACCAGUCUGACCUCAAACCUAUAGAAAUCCACCUGCCUCUACCUCUGAAGUACUGGGAUUAAAGGUGUGCACCACCGUGUCAGGACUUUGGAAACUCCUUUUGGAACUGAAGGAUGGCUGUUCUUCUGACUAGGUUGAUGCUACAAACUACAAAGAUUGACAAUAACUUCAUCGGAAGAUGUUUCCAAAGACACACUGUGAAGCCAGACCCGGCACAGCUGUCCCUAACUGCACCCACCCCAAAACUGUUGUACCUGAUUUCUGCAAAAGAUUUUAGUACUGCUGGGAACCUCCAGGGUGAGAAGAAACAGAAAAGAAGGGAUGCUUUUUCUAACAUGGGACGGAAGAUCAGUGAGCGUAUUAUCCGAGUCCUGGAUGAGAAAGGCAUGGACCUGGGGAUGAUGCACAGAGCGGAUGUGAUCAGACUCAUGGACAAGCAGAACUUGAGGUUGGUACAGAGGAACACCAGCUCAGAGCCACCCGAGUACCAGCUCAUGACCGGAGUGCAGAUCCACCAGGAGCGGCUAAAGCUCCGGGAACAGGAAAAGGCCGAGCCCCAAACUGGACCAACUGUGACGAAGGAGCUCAAUUUUUCAUCAAAUAUUGGACAGCAUGAUUUGGACACCAAGAGUAAACAGAUCCAGCAGUGGAUUGAGAAAAAAUACCACGUUAAAGUCACAAUAAAAAGGAGGAAAGAUGCAGAGGAGCCAGAGCAUGAGAUGGAGAAGAUAUUUAAUCAGAUUCUCCAGAGUAUGCCUGGAAUAGCAACCUUCUCAAGCAGGCCAAAAGCUGUUAGAGGAGGGACUGCCUCCAUGUGUGUUUUUCGUCAUUUGAGCAAGAAAGAAGAGAAAGCGUACAAAGAAUCCCAAGAGAGCCAGAGAAGAGACACUUUGAGCAAAGACGACAGAAACAGCAAUGAGUCGGAUGUUUUGUGUCAGUGAUUUUAAUAAAAAGAAGUGCAGGCUUCUCCAGAAGCUCUGAAGUCUUCCGGCCUAGCAGACAGUGAGUAAAGCAGCUGGCAGGACCAACUUGUCCUCUGGGCUGCUGCUGGACUCCAUGCUGUUGUUAGGCAAGUUGUCUGGCUCUUGUUUCCUCUUAGGAGGGACGUACCCACUGAGGCGCGAGGCCAAGCUGCGUCUCUCCCGAGGUGGUCUUACCUUUGGGAGUAAGGGAAACAGACAACUUCGUUCCCCAUCAGAAUUACCUGUUUCACAAUGGGUAUCCACUUCAACAUAUCAGCCUGAUGGGAGUCACACCCUCAACAGGCACAGACACACAGGAUGGUGGGGUGGGAGUGGAUGGACAGAUGCCAAGCAGGCCUUACAGCUGAGUGCUGACCCAAGCAGCUGCCACUUACUUUGAACUUCAUCCUCUUCUUGUCAGGGUCGUGUACGACACUGUGCCUCAUGAGACUUUGCUGCAGUGCAAGGGAAAGGAAGCUUGAUUUGGGCCUGGAGGGGUGGCUCCCAACCACCCAUACUUGUUCCAGUAAAAACUCUUGGUGUCAAAUGCAGUGUCACAGUGUGCAGUAAUAAACUACCAGCUGCCUUU